AUGCCAUCAAGUAAGCUGCGCGACGCCACCGGUGGUGGUACCCGUGGGGGUGCUGCGACGAGACGCUCAGUCAACGUCUUCACAGAGAAUCCCAUCGUGUCGGGGCCUCGGACUAGUCGUCCCCGAAAGAAGCUCGUGGAGGUGAAUACGAGCGACGAGGAAGACAUUGAUGACCAAGAGGAAGACGAAGUCGACGAUGAGGAUGCCCCCGGGGAGGAUGACGAGGAUGCCGAUGCCGAUGGUGACUUGGACAUGGACGAUGCCCCACCUCAACCUCCGGUUUCAAAGAGACAUGCCAAGGCUUCGGCAACUUCUGUGGCCACGUCUAAACCCGUCAAGAGUGUUGAGGCCAAAGAAAUGCAAGCGGAUGAUGACGAUGAUGAGGACGACGAGGAGCUUUCCGAACCAGACUCCGACGCCGAAGGCGAGCCUGAUGACCUUGAGGAAAGUACCUUAGGGAACGUUAACGGAGGCGAUGAGCAGCUCGAUGACGACGACAUGGAUGAAAGCGACGACGGAUUACCCUCCAACGACCCGAGCAAAUUGACCAAACGGCAAAGGGGGAAUUUAGGCAACGACUUCUUGCAAUUGCCGAUGGAGCCCCAAGUCAAGAAACAUUUGACCGCGGAGGAGCGCCAAAUGCGACGGGCGGAGAUGGCUCGGCGCCGAAAGAACCUGAGCGAAAAACGGAACGAAGAAGAAAAAAUGGACACGAUAAACCGACUUCUACGAAAACAAGCCCCCAAACGUCGUGGUCGGGUUCCCGCAGCUGAAGCAGCCGAGGCUUCUGCAGACCAAGAGGGACAAGAAGUCGAAAGAGCAGACCCAAUAAUGGUCAGAUGGGUGAGCGGUCGCGCAGGCAGCAGAGUUGGCGUGCCCGAGGAAUGGUUUGGUACUCCGGCCGGCCGCGUCUUUGGAGAAGGUCCGCUUGGAAACAGCGGACCCAGAAAGCUUGUGGAAGAGGUAUGA
Molecule: messenger RNA, 969 nt
Organism: Aspergillus affinis
Lineage: Eukaryota; Fungi; Ascomycota; Eurotiomycetes; Eurotiales; Aspergillaceae
Product: PAPA-1-like domain-containing protein
Exons: 3
Coding region: 1-969 (322 amino acids)
Biological process (GO): chromatin remodeling
Cellular component (GO): Ino80 complex
Source: RefSeq, a predicted model, not a curated record